AUCGAGAGCUGAAGUUGGCGUCCAAAAUGGCUACCUUUUGACAUGACAACCAGUGGUUGGCGGAGAUGAUUGUGUUUUGUGUAGUCUAUUUAGCUCCCGCCUGCCCAUUGUGAGCAAAGUACUGCAUAAUGCCACCCAAGAAGGCGGUGACGAAGCCAGCAGGGAGAGGGGUAGCCCCAGUGCGAAAAGCACCUGUCAAAACAGCGGCCCCUGCUAAAGGUGGUGCCAAGAAACCAGGUGUACCAGUUGGCAAAGGUAAAACACCACCAGCCAAGGGGAAAGAAAAUCAGCCUAGCAAACCUGUGAAAAAACAACCAACAAAACAGGACCUGGCAGCUGUGGUUAUACAGAAAUGGGUGCGGAGAUUCCUAGCAAAGAUAGCACUGCAGAAACAGAAGAAAGAAAAAGAAAAUUAUGAAGAACUGAUGGAACAGUUAGAAAGAGAGGGGGGACAUAUUGGUUUCUCACCACCAACAUUGAGAUCUACCAUCACCAGUGAUAUCUCACAACCACCAGUUAUCACCAUCAACAGUGAAAUCUCACUACCACCAGCGACAUCUCACCACUAA
Messenger RNA from Saccoglossus kowalevskii, 569 nucleotides. RefSeq names its product IQ motif and ankyrin repeat domain-containing protein 1-like. Gene Ontology annotation, molecular function: protein binding. The record is from RefSeq and is a predicted model, not a curated record. NCBI's taxonomy places the organism in Eukaryota, Metazoa, Hemichordata, Enteropneusta, Harrimaniidae.